Molecule: messenger RNA, 2878 nt
Organism: Sphaerulina musiva SO2202
Lineage: Eukaryota; Fungi; Ascomycota; Dothideomycetes; Mycosphaerellales; Mycosphaerellaceae
Product: Fungal_trans-domain-containing protein
Exons: 2
Coding region: 144-2714 (856 amino acids)
Biological process (GO): positive regulation of transcription by RNA polymerase II; DNA-templated transcription
Molecular function (GO): DNA-binding transcription factor activity, RNA polymerase II-specific; sequence-specific DNA binding; zinc ion binding
Source: RefSeq, a predicted model, not a curated record
GUGAAUCCCUCCCCAUCACUUCCCAUCGGCAACCCAGCGUAGUACUGUAGACGUGGCUCAGGCAAGCGAGGCGCAUACCCCAUCUCCAUGGCACGUUUGCGCGCGUGAGCACACGUCCGUGAGGCCCUCCUCCUACAAACAGGAUGGCGGAAGUACAUUCAAUCCCGCCGCUGAACACGAGUGGUGGCGGGAGGAAAAAGGCGGCGGCAGCAGCAGCAGCAGCAGCACCAAGGAAAGACGGCGCCGAAGAAGGUUCUUCUGCAGGCCAGGUAGCUCACACCUUGACUGCUUGUACGCGCUGUAGACAGCGCAAAACACGAUGCGACCCGGGACUCCCACGAUGCACACCCUGCGAACGCACGAACUCCAUUUGUGAGUACUAUGACUCGAAUAGAGGGCACAAUGUAAAUCGCAACUACGUGGUCUGGCUCCAGCACAGGUGUCGGGAGCUGGAGGAGGAGCUCGACAAGGUGGAGAACGAGGAUGGCCACGAGGAUCCCGAGGCGCUGAUGCGAGCGGCGAAUGUCAGGAUGCACGACGAGAAGGAGUCCAAGUAUCUCGGACCCUCGAGCGGCAUAGCCAUCACACGCCUCGUGAUGCAGCUCGCAAAGCAGUUUACAGAUGCCAAGAGCAUCACGGAGAUUGUGCCUGAUCAACGAGCACGGCAGAUCAAGGAACUUUACGCGCAGGAACAGGCCAAACCGACCUCGAAGAUAUAUCCCUUGAUCAGCGAUGUGGCGGCAUCAGAACUGCCUAAUCGAUCACUUGGAGAUUUGUUGCUGCAAUUGUAUAAGUUGAAGGUGCAGCCAAUGUAUCCCGCGCUGCACGAACCCAGCCUCGACAACGACUUUGAUACAGCGUACACGCAGCCGCAUCGGGCCACUCCAUAUCAGCAUUUUGUGUGUCGCAUGGUCAUCGCCAUCAGUCUGCAGAAAAUGGACACGCAAUAUGCUGGACUGGCAGACAGCUACUACUUGGCAGCACUCCAGUACAUGGAGGCAGCGGUGCGGCCAAUGAAUUUGAAAACGCUCCAGUGUUUUGCGCUCAUGGCAGAGUACUCCCUGUUGACUCCCACACGGACGGCGAUCUACUAUGUGGUGGGCAUAGCGGUACGCCUAGUGCAGGCACUGGGCCUGCAUGAAGAAAAGACCAUCACGCGGGGCCAGCGAGACGGCACAUCUAACUUUCUCGAGAUUGACCUCAGGCGCAGAUUAUUCUGGUGCAUCAUGGUCAUGGACUGGGGAUUGGCGCAUUCGAUUGGCAGGCCUGGCAUGCUCGCCACGGGCCAAGACCACAUUGAUGUGGGCUGGUUCGAGACUUGCGAUGACCAAUACAUUACUCCCGAAGGCGUCAGUCCCGCAGCACAGCGACCGACGCUCAAGAAAUGGGUGGCGAUACACUUCUUCAAGAUGCGGCUGUUACAGUUGGAAAUCCGGAGAAAGCUCUACCAGAAGAAGAGAGCGGAGCCGAAGAGCGACAGUGAUCCGUGGUUCAUACGCAUGGACGCAAAGCUGGCAGCGUGGAGAGAUGCAGCGCCCUCGCAGGACGAAGGGGCAGGCCUGGACAAGAUCUGGUUCAUUGGACGAUACAACACGAUGGUGGUGUUCCUGUAUCGACCAUCGCCUCAAGUGCCGCGACCGUCACUGGCAGCCGCGCUGAAGUGCUACGAGGCUUGUGAGUACAACGUGUACAUGCAGCGGCAACAGAUUGCGAAAAAGAACAUCGAUCUCACCUGGAUCUUCACGCAAUCGCUCUUCAUGGCCAUCAAUACGAUGCUAUGGACCUUGAGCUAUGUAGAGGUGCGACGCAAGUAUAGCCGCGAGACUGUAGAAGGUCAUCUCAACGUAGCAAUGGAAGCCAUUGAACAGGCCUCCGAGCGCUGGCCUGGGGUCGCUUCCGCGGUGCAGCUGUAUCAAAAUCUCAUCUUCGCCAUUAUGCGAAUAUAUGACAAGCCGGGUGAUAUACCCAUCUCGGCCAGUACGCCUUCUGAUCAGGCUUCACCGGGAUCGAUGCUGGCAGACAAUCGGUCUCGAGCAACGAGUGCGAGCGCCCCAUCUGUAGCGACUCCUCCUGAGGAACAACAGGCACCAUUUGGCUUCAUCCAUCAGCAGGCACCACAAGCAAGCAUCGAAGAAGCUCCACCAGUCCCAUUAUAUCACGGCGAAUCGAGCUUCAGCGACGCACCGAGGCCAUCGAGGCAGCUCUCCAACACCAACACACACCAUGCACAGAGCUCCGACUCGGUGACUACCAUCAGCUCCCUCGAUUACGGCUCUCAGCACUACUACCACAACACUCCGUUCCACAGUCUACCCGAAUUCACGCCCAAUCUCACAGUCCCGGGUUGGACGGCUCCUCAGCAGCAAUCGAUGAUGUACGCGCCAGCAAUGGCCGCCCAUCCGAACAUCAGCCCCUACGCCCAUGACGCAUUUGAUCCUACGCAUCCGACAUAUCCCUUUCCCUCGGGUGGCUUUGACCACGAUGUGAAUCAUGGCGGGGAGAUAUUACCAGAUCAACAGCAACAGCAAUACGUCUCACAGUACUGGGAUCUGGACACGGGAGUCUUUGGAGAAGGUCUCACGCAGAUGCAGCAGCAGGAAUUGAUGCAUUCGCUCGAGACCAAUGGCAUGGAGGAUAUUCAGCACUUGAUUCAUACCACGCUCGCUGCGAUUACGCCUAAGACGCCGCAGAAGCCACAGGAUGCACCAUUUUGAUUUAUCUGUUGUUGAACGGAGAAGAGUAGAAGAAGGAGAAGGAGAAGGAGAAGAAGAAGUGCAGAAGAGGCGUGGAUGUUUGUGUUGUAUUGUGAUGGAGUGUUGAUGGAGCUGGAGCUGGAGCUGGAGGGGAAGAGGACAUGUAGCAGAGAGGAGAAGGAGGU